CUACUUGGUUUUUUCCUUCUACUUCUUUCUUCUCUCAUCUUUUCUCUUCUCUUUCUUCUCCUUCUUCUUAGCCAAAUUGGGGGCCCUUCGCUCAGCCGCCAGUUGUCGGCACUACUUCUUCCCAUCGUUAUCAGUCGUCAGCUUCCCGAUCUCCCUCUUCUGUCCCCUUAUUUCCUUCAGUGAAAUGAGCACAUACCUAGAAUCCCUAAAACCUAACCGAAACAUACCCUUUUUUUUUCUAUUGUUCAUGUUCAGAUUUUUGUUCUGGGUUUCUCACUGAAAUGAGGACUGUAACUUUUUUAUUUUCUUUGAUUACAUCCACAUCACCUCAAAAAGGGAUGCGAUGGGCUUGGGAGCUUUAAAGAAAAAGAAAAGAGAUUGAAAAGUGGAAGCCGAAAUAGAGUAAAGGCUUUGAAGUUUCCUGGAAGUGAUUUUGGUAGUAAAAUGGAAGUGAAAGCAGCAAGAGGUCUCACUUGAAGGGAAAGGAAUGCGCAUAGUGGUGUAAACGAGAGAACAGCUAAAGAAAUAUAAGACAAGAAAACGAGAGAAAAUAUUUUUUUUUUUUGUUUUUUCACCAGUUUUAACCGUUUUUUAGUAGGUGUUAGAAUUAACGGCGUGUGAUUUACAAUUUUGUUAUAAAAUUUUUGUUUGAAGUAUUUUAAAAUGUUUAAUUUUAUAUUAAAUCAAAUUAUAAAAAAAUCCGAAAUCAUUAAAUCUCAUAUUCAGGCCUAUAUUUUUAUCAAUUUUAAGCCAAAUCACUUAUAUAUAUUUAUUAUUUUUAUGUCAUCUCUUCGUAUCAGUCUUAAAAUUAUUGGAUGCAAUUUUUUUUUCUUUUGCGAGCAAAUAAGUUAACAAGCAAUAAUUCAAUCGUCAGGGAAUCUCAAGAAGGACGAAGUGUCCACGUGGAAUCAAGAUAUUGGACAAGUCCCACAUGUUCCCUCUCUGCUAACCAGUCAGUGCGCUCAAUGGCAAACCGAUGGUUGAGACUUGAGGUGUAUCCGCUGUUCGCGGCUGUUGGUGUUGCUGUGGGGAUCUGUGGUUUCCAGUUGGUGCGCAAUAUCUGCAUCAACCCUGAAGUCAGGGUAAGCAAGGAGAACAGGGCUGCUGGGGUUUUGGAGAACUUUGCUGAGGGAGAAAAAUAUGCUGAACAUUUUCUAAGAAAAUAUGCCCGCAACAGGGCACCUGAAAUCAUGCCCAGCAUCAACAGCUUCUUCACUGACUCAAAAUGAGGCUUCACUUUGCUUCAUGCUGACAAAAGGAGGAAAAAAAAAAAAACCCUACGUCUUGGUUCAAUACCAUCUGAUGUCCUUUCAUCUGCUGAUUGUAAUGCAAGUUUGUGUUGAUUUUGCUUAGUUGAUGUGCUUUUGAAGGGAAUAAGCUCUCAAAUUUGUAAGAGAGUUUCAGCUAAUAUGAAUUGACUAUUUAUUUGCAAUAUGAUUUUUGGAUUGGAACUAUUCUGCUUUUAGGCUUCGAUUUCCUGUUCUAAGAACUUGAUUUGAUAUUUGUGAUGAUGUGGUAAUUUGAGUAUUGAUGUCGUGUGUUGAUUUGUAUUUAUAUUAUGUUUUUCAUG
Durio zibethinus is the source of this 1570-nucleotide messenger RNA. RefSeq lists its product as uncharacterized. Lineage: Eukaryota; Viridiplantae; Streptophyta; Magnoliopsida; Malvales; Malvaceae. The record is from RefSeq and is a predicted model, not a curated record.